Molecule: messenger RNA, 2900 nt
Organism: Cataglyphis hispanica
Lineage: Eukaryota; Metazoa; Arthropoda; Insecta; Hymenoptera; Formicidae
Product: leucine-rich repeat and immunoglobulin-like domain-containing nogo receptor-interacting protein 2
Exons: 4
Coding region: 1648-2892 (414 amino acids)
Cellular component (GO): plasma membrane
Molecular function (GO): protein binding
Source: RefSeq, a predicted model, not a curated record
AAGGGGGAGGAUAGGGAGAAAGGGGAAUGCGGAGGAGAAGGCGAACCGGCAAAAUAGAAGGCAAUGGGUCCACGCGCGCGUUCCCAGCAGCCUAUCCUAGAUUUAUUUCCGUAGACGCGUUGCGCAAUGUGCGCACCUCGCUGGUUAGCUCGGUAACCGCUGACCCUCAUUAUAAGUACGGAAGACGCGCCAAAGGGGGGUAAUGAGCAUCAUUUAUCGAAAGCCCCGAUGACUCUCGUUGUUCCCGCCGUCGUUAACGCGUCGCGAUCCAUUAUCCCGAUGUCUCUGUCGAUUAUUCUUGUUGUUAGCGAGCGCGAUUCAUUUAAAUUCCGCAUUACUGCGACGAAUCGGAUUCGAUAAUAUCACAAAUUGUUUAUAUAUGUAUAUUAAAUUGAUGCAUCUUUAGCUUCUCUUACGUUUGGUUGGAUAAAUAAAUAAAUAUACACAGACGAAAUUAUUUUUUGUUAUGAAAACCAUGUAGUAAUAUUAGCUACGAGUCCUGAGAAGUAUAGAUAUACAAUAAGAAUAUUUCGAAAUUAUAGACUAUAAUUGAAGGUCACAACAAGCCAAACAGUAUACGUCUUUAGAAAAUAUCUAAAAAACGAUUUAAAGACGUCUUAUUAACCUAUCGACAUUUUUAAGAUGCCCUUUGGCCUUCUUGUACUGUCUGGGAAAGCAUUAAUUUGUUAUACAUAAUAAAUCCAUAAAUAAAACUGACAACAAAGAAAAAGUUAAUUUUACAAAUAGAGAAAUUCAUAUUUUCCUCAUGUCUUUUUUUCAUACAAAUCGAUUAUUAAUGAAUACAAAUAACUAUAGUUAAGACAUAGAUGUAACUGAAAAAUUAUAGUAAAAAACUUAAACUUUCCUCUCCUCUGUAUUUUUUCUCCAAAUUACUGACAAAGUUAUUUAUACUGAAACGGCAAAGGAGAAAUAAUAUAACUUUAACUCAAUCAUUUUCCAUUUGAUAAGAGUUGGCAAACUUUACUAUAUUUCAAAACUUGAGAAAGAGUUUGCGUUUAUUUUACUGUUCCGUUAAAACGGAAAGAAUAUUUCUUAACUGGAGAAAUAUUUUUUAGUAGGCCGGAUAAAUUUAUCGCGGUUCUUUCUUUCGGUUUGUGGUAAAGUAUUUUUUCAAAGGUAAAUGUCUCUCUCUUUCUCUCUCUCAUAUUAUAAUAGGCCAUGUCACAUCAAACAUACUCUAUCAAGUAUUACAGAAAUUUACAGAAAUUGUAAUUAGAAAGAAGACGAGAAAGAUAUACGUUAAAAGUAUAUAGAAAAUUCUUUGCAAGAAUAUUUAUAAAGUGUAAUCAGACUAUAAUCUAAAGUAAAAUCCAUAAAUCAUUUUAAAUCUCAGAAUGUGUUCUAUCCGGCUCUUUCCUGAUGGAUCAGGUAUCCUUCAGGUCAACUGUAGUAAAAGUUUCCUAAAAAACAUACAAGAUAAAAAACAGGAUAAUGACAGUAUGACGCGUCGCAAUACACACAUCGCUUUGUCGUACAUGUUGGCGAGAUAAGAUUAUGCCAGUGCACGGCGGUUUCGUGCCUCAUGACGAAUCAACGAUGUAUAUCGAGCGCGAAAUUGUCAGGUAUCAAUGAUGAUCCGUCGAAAUUAUCACCUUUACGUUGUCCGUACAAUUUGAGCGGCUCGCCAUGACACGUAAAAUAAUUAGAAGCUUAUUUAUUGCUCUUGUCUUUCAAGUAAUUGUAAUUGGUGUUUCGGUGCAUUCAUCCGGAAAAUGCUCAUUGUUGUGCAACUGCGACAUUUGGUACGGAUUGCAGUACGCCUCUUGCGUUGGACGCCAUCUUUACAGCAUUCAUACAGGUGCGCCCAACACCGUGCAAGCUUUGGAUUUAUCGAAUAAUUCGAUAUCUAUUUUAAAUAAUUAUGAACUAGCGAAUGCAGGAUUGUUAAAACUUAAAUAUCUCAAUCUUUCUACAAAUGCAAUCAGCGAAAUUGGCUUAAACGCUUUCGAUGGAUUAUCUAACUUGACAGUUCUCGAUUUAUCCCAGAAUCAUCUUUACUAUCUUUUGUCAGAUAUUUUUAUAUCAGCAAAGAAUUUGCGAAUUCUCCGACUGUCAAAAAAUAAUUUUAACUCUCAUGUACCAAAGUUGAAGUGUCCUUGGCUCACGGAUUUAAUUCUGAGUUCCUGUCAAAUUAGCUAUAUAUCGACGGAUGCGUUUAUCGGACUCUUGCAUCUUCGUAAUCUUGAUCUUUCAAAUAAUUUAAUGAUUCAGUUGGAUAGUGUUGUCUUGGACAAAUUGCAAUUUUUACGAACGUUAUCAAUAGAGGGAAAUCCCUGGUCUUGUGACAAAUUUAUGCGCGAUCUGCAGAUGUAUUUAGCCCAUAAGAAUAUACAAUAUUAUCCAGUAUGCACAAAAAAUUUAGAGCCAAAGAAAUUUGAGAAAAUGAUUGUAUACAAGCCACAGAUGAGGCAUGAGAAGCAUCGUCCCUCGAUAACUUUGGAAUCAAACAUAAAAAAUAUAACAACAAAAAAGUUCCCUGCAUUUAUAUCCACGUACAAAAAUACAACUACUUGCGUUAAUGCGACAAACAAAGCAAACUUUACGAAAACAUUAAAUGCUAUAUCGCCAUAUUGGUUCUUGGUACUUGGAUUUUUACUUGGUAGUGCCUGCAGCAUGUUUACAUGCUAUAUUUGGCUCACAAGAAAGACAUCUUGCUGCCAUGGCUAUCGCCAACGAAGAGACAACGAUGCUCAAAGAAUUUCGUUACUGCAAAAUUUAUGGCAAUUUGAAGAUUCAGUCUUUCACGAAGACGCGAUAUCUUGUCCUGGUACUCCACCACCACCAUAUCGUGAAGUCAUGUUGCAACCGGGGCUUUAUCGUAAUCCAGCCGUCACAACAAACUUAAAUAAUAAUGCAAACAAUACAGGAUAACUAGGACU